AUGGCUUUGGUUGGAUACGGAAGCAGUGAUGAGGAGGAGGAUAUUGUUGAAGAAAUUCAAAAACAGGUCCCGCUGGUAGCUCCAGCUUCAAGGUCUUCCGAACCAGCAAGUAGCCAUAAAGAAAUACAGUCAAAUGGAUCCUUAAACCCCGAAAAGAAAGUGGUUGACGAUGCGACGAAUCCACAUCAAGAUUCAGUCCCUGCCGACGAUGCGCCCGUAGUCGGUCCAAUUCAAGGGCCAAGUAUACCAACGAUGGAUGCGGAGAUGAAUGGGCUUCAAGAAGAAGAAGAUGGAAUUAGCGGACCGCCCCAGUCGCCUUACUCGGCGAAUAGAGCUCUUUUAAGAGACUUAACCCUACCAAGUCUACCCAGCUACGAUAUUCCUCCAUCACCGCCUGGCUCCCCCGUCGCAAGCACGAAUGCAAAGUUCAAGCAUUUCCUCGAUCUGAAGAAGAAAGGCAUACAUUUCAACGAGAAACUCUCGAAGUCUGCGGCUAUGAAGAACCCUGCUCUGAUGCAAAAGCUUAUGGACUUUUCGGAUAUUGACGAGAUAGGCCAAUAUUCUACAACUUUACCAAAAGAGAUAUGGAAUCCUAGGGCAUUUCCAGAAACUGCAUUCAAGGAGGAGCUUGCGAAAAGUCAGAAGAAAAUUCUGAAGCGUAAGGAAGAAGAAAGGCUUCGAGGACAGAGAGGAGCAGUAGAUUUUGUUCCAGCGGCUGUCACGACGGAGCCUUCGAGUCGUAGUGGUACACCCGGAGGGAAAGGCCCAAAAAGUGCGGCGGAGAGGAUCAUGGCCGGUCUUGACUCUGAUCGAGGUCGUUCAAAUUCACCCCAGGUCCAAGGUGUGAAGAGAAAAGGCAGAUUCGAUACUUGA
Messenger RNA from Glarea lozoyensis ATCC 20868, 873 nucleotides. RefSeq lists its product as uncharacterized. Lineage: Eukaryota; Fungi; Ascomycota; Leotiomycetes; Helotiales; Helotiaceae. Gene Ontology annotation, cellular component: nucleus. Gene Ontology annotation, biological process: regulation of DNA-templated transcription. The record is from RefSeq and is a predicted model, not a curated record. The transcript has 3 exons. The coding region runs from base 1 to 873 and encodes 290 amino acids.